AUGGCGAGACGGUGUGAAGGGCUUGGUGUUGUCGAAGAGACUGUGCCUCGUAAGGUGCACGGAUUGCUGCUCCCCGCAAUUCGUGAGGUGACUGCGCCAUACUUCUACAUUAUGUACCUCGCCGAAAAUCAGGCCAUCGCUCCAAACAAAGCUGCCAAACCCACCCAAUGCCAGUGUGAUUCACCGCUUGACCAGUCCCGAAACUGGGGCAUCCCAACAAUAACUUAUCCUCCUUCUCGUGAUUUCAUCUACGUGAUCGACACUUUGACCAAGAUCCUUCUCAAGAGCAGUGCUGCAUCUGCAGAAUCGCUUCAAAAAGCCAUGACUGAGACCGAUACCGGGCUGCCCCCUGACUGGGAGGUCCGCCAUUCCAACUCCAAGAAUCUGCCCUACUACUUCAACCAGAAGACUCACGAGUCGAGAUGGGAGCCCCCAGAAAAUGCCGACACCGACAAGCUCAAGGUCUAUAUGGCGCAGCACCACAGUUCGUCUGCCAACGCCCGCAUCGAUGGAGCCGGCAGCGAGGGGAAGAUCCGUGCGGCGCAUCUGCUUGUCAAGCACAAGGAUAGUCGUCGUCCCUCGAGCUGGAGAGAGACCAACAUCACCCGCUCCAAAGAAGAGGCGAUUCAAAUGUUGAAGGGCUACGAAGAACAAAUCCGCUCGGGCGAGAAGACCCUGGGCGACCUGGCCGUCUCGGAGUCGGAUUGCAGCAGUGCUCGCAAGCGUGGCGACCUGGGAUUCUUCGGCAAAGGGCAGAUGCAGAAGGAGUUUGAAGAUGCGGCAUUUGCCCUGCAGCCGGGCGAGCUGAGCAGCGUCGUCGAGACGGCUUCUGGCGUGCACCUCAUUCAACGGUAUGUGUCGUCGGUCUUUUUUGCAACCCUUUUGCUGUGUGAUGGCUGA
This is a messenger RNA of Cladophialophora bantiana CBS 173.52, 900 nucleotides long. RefSeq lists its product as uncharacterized. Gene Ontology annotation, cellular component: cytosol; nucleus. Bases 1 to 900 code for a protein of 299 amino acids. The record is from RefSeq and is a predicted model, not a curated record. The transcript is spliced from 3 exons. Gene Ontology annotation, molecular function: protein binding; peptidyl-prolyl cis-trans isomerase activity. Lineage: Eukaryota; Fungi; Ascomycota; Eurotiomycetes; Chaetothyriales; Herpotrichiellaceae.